UUGCAAAACAAAAAAGUUGCAAACAUUUUGUUUACGUGUAGUUUUGUAAGAUAUUUUUUAAUAAACAAAAUCACAAUAUAAAAGCAGAUUUUUGUAUCUCAGCAGGCAUACAGUGUUCAGUUCUAUUAUAAAACGGUUUAACAGUUUUUAAAAGUUAAUAUGAAGGUUCUAAUCUUUAUUUUCCUGGCAACCGCCGCUGUUCAGGCAUUAAAUGAUAAAGAAGAAUGGGUGCAAUUUAAGGUUAAAAAUAACAAAAGUUACAGAAGCUAUGUUGAAGAACAAACACGAUUCAGAAUUUUUCAAGAAAAUCUGAGAAAAAUCGAAAAUCACAAUGAAAAAUAUAACAAUGGAGAGUCUACUUUUAAGUUUGGUGUUACCAAAUUUGCAGACCUAACUGAAAAAGAAUUUCUGGACCUGUUGGUGCUAUCUAAAAAUGCAAGGCCUAAUAGAACUCAUGCUACACAUUUGCUAGCCCCACUAAGAGAUCUACCAUCAGCAUUAGAUUGGAGAGACAAGGGAGCUGUAACUGAGGUAAAAGAUCAAGGAAUGUGUGGCUCUUGUUGGACCUUUAGUACAACUGGGUCAGUAGAAGGAGCUCAUUUUCUUAAAACUGGAAAUCUGGUAUCCUUAAGUGAACAAAAUCUAGUAGAUUGCGCAAAAGACACUUGCUAUGGGUGUGGAGGUGGCUGGAUGGACAAAGCUCUGGAAUAUAUCGAAAAAGGAGGAAUAAUGUCUGAGAAGGAUUAUCCUUACGAAGGCGUGGAUGACAACUGUAGAUUUGAUAUUUCCAAAGUAGCUGCCAAGAUCAGUAACUUUAUUUAUAUUAAGAAAAACGAUGAAGAAGAUCUUAAAAACGCAGUUGCUGCAAAAGGUCCCAUAUCAGUAGCUAUUGAUGCUUCUGCUACAUUCCAGCUUUAUGUAUCAGGAAUACUUGAUGAUACGGAGUGCUCUAAUGAAUUUGACUCAUUGAAUCAUGGUGUACUAGUUGUUGGAUAUGGCACAGAAAAGGGAAAAGACUACUGGAUCGUCAAAAACUCCUGGGGAGUAAACUGGGGAAUGGAUGGAUAUAUUCGGAUGAGCCGAAACAAGAAUAACCAAUGUGGUAUUACUACUGACGGCGUAUAUCCUACUAUUUAAAGUCAUAUAUUUUUUUAGAAUUUUUUGUUUCUGUUAAGUAGUGUAAUGAUUUUGUUUUGUUUUUAACUAAUCCUUAAGCGAUUAGGUUAUUUUUAAAUUAAAAUAAAGUGGAUAUUACGUCAAAAA
Diabrotica virgifera virgifera (western corn rootworm) is the source of this 1263-nucleotide messenger RNA. RefSeq names its product procathepsin L-like. The transcript has 5 exons. The record is from RefSeq and is a predicted model, not a curated record. Bases 160 to 1137 code for a protein of 325 amino acids. Gene Ontology annotation, cellular component: lysosome. NCBI's taxonomy places the organism in Eukaryota, Metazoa, Arthropoda, Insecta, Coleoptera, Chrysomelidae. Gene Ontology annotation, molecular function: cysteine-type endopeptidase activity.